This is a messenger RNA of Schistocerca americana (American grasshopper), 2866 nucleotides long. RefSeq names its product transmembrane protein 170A. The transcript is spliced from 3 exons. The coding region runs from base 454 to 840 and encodes 128 amino acids. NCBI's taxonomy places the organism in Eukaryota, Metazoa, Arthropoda, Insecta, Orthoptera, Acrididae. The record is from RefSeq and is a predicted model, not a curated record.
AGUUCAAACACGUUAUGGUGGCGAGGAGUAAGGUAUGUGAAUGACAUGAAAUUGUGUUCGGUAGUGUUUUCUCCGUAUGUAAAUAGGGGACAAGAGUCAUCAUGAUCUCCCGUUUCAAAAGGUACUGGCAUUAUCAUUUACCGAGGGUUCUACGGCAGAGACCCGAUGUCAUGUUUUCCUUUGAUAGUUAAACUUGCCGGACUUUUAACAACAAAACAAUUUGAAUAGCAGAAAGUAAAUAAUUCUGGAAGAAUACUGUGCUCAUUUUCAUGCGCUGGUAGCGAGGGGGCGAGGUGGUCAAGGUCGAAAAUUAAUGUUCAGGAGCAACAGAUUUCAGGCUUUUCCAAACUCUAUUCGACCUUUAUUAUAAUGGAACAACUAGAAAUAACUUUAUACGACACUUGAAGUUUAAGAGAGAGAGAAUUGUUUGGAUAAGCAAUUCAUCACUUCAUAAUGUCAACGGAGUCACAAAUUCCAGAGGUUGAUAGUGGUGCUACUAUAAGUCUCGCCCAAAAUGAUCCACUGAACACUUUUGCUGAAAUGUGGUACCAUGUGUUCCUCUGGGCACUUCUCUCUUCAGUCUUCGUCCAUGCAGUUGCUGCAGCUAUAGCAUUUGCAACACUCAGGAAACACAUUUAUGGCAAGUUUUUCCCAGUCUUCAUCCUAAUCAUGGGUGUCUUAGCACCUUUGACUUCAGGUGUGGUAAGUAGUGCUGCUGUGGCAUUUGUGUACGACUCCUCUAAUAUGCCAAUGCGGGCAUUAUAUGCAUUGUUCUGGGGAGUUGGACAAACUGUUGUGGCAGCCUGCAUUGGUCUCACUCGGAUACUUGCAACAUUAUAACAGCCAACCAUUAAUCUCUAUGUUCUUAAGCAUGAAAAGCGAGCCAUCUUCAACUGAAAUAUCAAAGCUUUAAGCUGCAACAGAGAUUUAUACUCAGUGUCCUUAAAAUAUGGUUAAUUCAGAAGUUUCUGUCUCUCAGACUCUUGCUGCACUAGUAAUCAGUGACAGUAAACAAUGACGAAAUUGCUGUUUUUUAUUCAAUAGUUAAUGUUAUGUUUCUAAAAUUAAUUCUGUGUUGUAAACAUUUGUGUGCUUGAUGAUUGCUCUAGUGAUUAUUCUCGGUAAAAGUGAUUUGUUCUCCAAUGUUAAGUAAAUUAAUUCUAAGAAUUCUACAUAAUUACACAAUUUUAGUUCUCUCUGUGCUUUUUGAUAAUUCAGCCCAGUGAAAUUUGACACUUCAGAGAAGUACUGUAUUCCUCCUCUUACUUCAAAAGUUGCUACCACAAUAUUUGCCUACUGUUAUAAGCUUUUAAUCCACGUGUUUGAAGACCUAACAUCAUUAUUGUGACAUACUGUUCUAAACAGAUACCAUUUGGCAUUGAUUAUUGUGCUGGUUGUGUAGCAUUAAUAAUUUAUCUACGUCUUACAGAUGCAGUGUCUGUGAUAUGUGUGAAAAAUUUUCUUUACUACUAUUUUCUGGCAGGAGGUUUGAAUAACAGAGAUUGUACUUAUUUUUCUGUUGUUGUCCCAGUAAUGCCCGUAUUAUUGCAAUCUGGUCAGCAUAGACAUUAAUCUUAUUUUAUAUGAAAAAAGCAUUUGUAUAAAUUUUAUUGUACAUAUAGUGUAUUUUGAUUUAAUUAGUACAAAAGCAACAUCAUUGCUAUGUUAAAAAAAAGGUUUUGCUAUGCUGACAGUUCUGUUGUUGGUGGGAACCAAAUGGUAAGCUGUAGGCUCAUUGUGAGUGGUUGCCAUUAUAGUUGAUCCCGCCAUUGCAGCAACCAUAUUUCAAAAGUUCCUCAGGAACCAGUUCACUGAAUUUGAGAUUAUCUUCUCAUCCCUAAUAGUCCUAUUAUUUAAUUACCUAAUGGAUAUUAAAGCACAAAAUAUUAUAUAUCUUCAACUUCCUGUAAUUUAAUAAGAUUUUCUGGAAACGCAAAUGAGUCAUGUACUUACUGCAGCAUUCAUAAUGGUUGCACAGAAUUUCUUGUAUAUAAUAAUGAAAAUAAUGUAAAUAUAUAUUGUAAGCUGUACAGAUACAUAUUGUACAAUAUAUUUUUAUGACUAAGGACAGUGGAUCAUAUAAAUGGAUCACAUUAUCAUGAAUUUUUUACUUUGUAGUCAAUGAGAAUAUGUAAAUACAUUUGUGUAUAUAUUGCAGAUUAUGUAAGCACAUCAUUGCGAGAUAAAGUGGUUUAAUUUUAUAUAUGGAUCAGAUGAAACAUGUUUGUUGUGUUUGUCAUAUAUUAGGUUAAGUUUUUACCUUUUUUCAGAGAGACUGCAUUUUAGUCUGUACGUGAUAGGCAGUAAAUUUUCUAUAUAUAAAGCUAUUCCUUUUAAACCCAUUUUUACGGCUGAUUCAUUAUAAGAAUUCAGUUGUAUAUAUACAUUAUCUCACUCAAAAAAGUUUGUAAUAUUGUUGUGUGUUUAAUAAGUCAAAAUGUGGUGAUGAAGGAUUGAUCUCAGUCUUAAAGACUCAUGUUGUUCACAUGGUUUUCAAAGUAUUUUAAUUUUUUGAGGAAGAGUGUGUGUGUGUGUGUGUGUGUGUGUGUGUGUGUGUGUGUGUGUGUGUGAGGAUUUACUGCAGGCUUCACUUUGUGCAGACUGAAUAAUGUAUUGCUGUUUGUAAAUUUUAUAAUAGAUCCAGUAUUAUUAAUAGCUUCCUGCUGUACAAGUCCUAAAUGUUAAGCAUAAUUUUUGGAUGGCAUCCUUUGGUACCAUACAAAAAGAAAACAAGUAAAAAUUGUUUACCAAUUUUUAUAACUAAGAAUGAGUCCAGCAGUUUAAUAUGUAGAAAAUUGUUUGCACACUAGUUUUCAAUAUGAUAAAUAUUGAGAAUAAAAUUUUGUUACAAGAAUUUAUAAAAAUA